AUGUGUCUGCAAAGUGUAUAAUUUGUGGAGAAGGCGAUAAGACUGUUCGCCAUAUUGUAUCGGAAUGCAAGAAACUUGCUCAAAAGCAAUCUUGAGGUUGGAGGCACGACAAGGUGGCGCAUUGGGAACAAUGCUGGAAAGCUGGAUUUUGACAGGGAUGAAAAAUAUUACAAUCAUGAGCCACAACCAGUGUAUGAAUCUACUAAACAACAAGCUGCUGUCAGACUUCAAAAUACAGACUGACAACAAGAUUGAACACAACAAGCCUGAUGUUGUGGUAGUGGAUAAGACAGAACGCAAUUUCCUGAUCAUUGAUGUUGCUUGUCCAUUUGAUAUCCGAGUGAAAGACAAAGAAAAAGAGGAAAUUGAGAACUAUCAAGACUUAACGCGGGAGUUAAAACGGAUCUGGAAAUUGCGCAGAAUAACUGUGGUACCAUUCAUAAUUGGUGCAUUAGGAACUGUCUCGAAAGACAUAGAAAAGUGGUUAGCAGAGAUUGGUGUCACAUGUCGUUUGGAAUAA
Messenger RNA from Porites lobata, 520 nucleotides. Lineage: Eukaryota; Metazoa; Cnidaria; Anthozoa; Scleractinia; Poritidae. The record is from the annotation of a GenBank genome assembly.